UCCUCUCAGCACAGCCAGCAUUGCUUUACUUCAGACUGCCUACAGAGAGAGAACUCUACACUUCUGCAGCCACGAUGAGUGUCGUAUUGAAGAUGAUGUGCGUUCUGCUUUGUGCAGUGUUUGUCUCUGCUGAAGUUAUGCCCAUGACUGACUUUGACCUGGAGAAGGUGGGUGGAAAAUGGUAUCUUGUUGGCUUUGCUACAAAUGCAAAAUGGUUUGCCACCAGGAAGGCAAGCAUGAAGAUGGGUACUUCCAUGCUGACGCCUACCAUGGAUGGAGACCUUGACCUCAACUCCGCUAGCCUGAAAGAUGACGGUUCCUGCUGGAGGAUGAAUUUUCUUGCCAAAAAAACUGAAACUCCGGGACACUUUGUCUUUUAUAGUCAGCGUUGGGGAAAUGACAAUGAUAUGCGUGUGGUUGAAACCAAAUAUGAUGAAUAUGCCAUCAUUCACACCAUCAAGACCAAGGGAGGUGUAUCUGAUGUUCUCAACAAACUCUACAGUCGUACUGCAACCAUAGCUGAAGACCUGGUGGAGAAAUUCAGAAAGUUCUCUCUGGACACUGGCAUCCUGGAGGAGAAUAUUGUCAUGCUGCCACCAAAUGGAGAAUGCUCACUUGCUUAAGCAUCUCAUCUCGCAAGAAAACAACAUCACCUGGUCCAGUCAUUUCAACUGAAAACACAGAUCUGAAUUGCUGGCCUUCUUUCUGGUUUUGUCUCUGACUUAGAAACAAGAGUCAGCCACUUUUUUGUGCCUUAAAUGCAGUUUUGUUGUGCUUACAUAGAUGGUAAAUUAAUCUGGCAAAUAAUAGUUUCUCCAACUAACUCCCAAGAUGUGGAAGUCUGCAAAGAACAGGGGACAGAAAAGAAGAAAAGAGUUCUAGGAUGCAGAAAGAUGAUUUAACUUUGUCCAAAUGAGACAUAAUAAAAAAUGUGUAUAAUACCAUGUUGUGUCACACUAUCACCAAUAUGACACCUGCAAAUGAAUAAUGCGUAGAUUGCUGGUUUUGUUUACUGCUAUCAAAUAAAUCUUUUACAGAAAAACAAA
This is a messenger RNA of Triplophysa rosa, 1046 nucleotides long. RefSeq names its product lipocalin-like. The record is from RefSeq and is a predicted model, not a curated record. The transcript has 6 exons. NCBI's taxonomy places the organism in Eukaryota, Metazoa, Chordata, Actinopteri, Cypriniformes, Nemacheilidae. The coding region runs from base 75 to 623 and encodes 182 amino acids. Gene Ontology annotation, molecular function: small molecule binding.